Impatiens glandulifera is the source of this 2960-nucleotide messenger RNA. RefSeq names its product CCR4-NOT transcription complex subunit 10-like. Lineage: Eukaryota; Viridiplantae; Streptophyta; Magnoliopsida; Ericales; Balsaminaceae. The transcript has 6 exons. Gene Ontology annotation, molecular function: protein binding. Gene Ontology annotation, biological process: negative regulation of translation; mRNA catabolic process. Gene Ontology annotation, cellular component: CCR4-NOT complex. The record is from RefSeq and is a predicted model, not a curated record. Bases 304 to 2643 code for a protein of 779 amino acids.
UUCAUAGCUUUCGAUUCACCAUCGUCUCUCAAUUGUGAAGAUCUUCUUCUUUCUAGAUUCUCUCUUUCUGCCCGUCAAUUCUCAGUUCAUCAAUCUCAUACAAACAAGGGUUUUCAGAUUUCUCAAUCGCACAUUUUGUUUAAAUGUGUUCAUAGAUAUAGGAAGUUUGAGUUUUUUCUUGAAAAGCCUUUAGGGUUUCGCGUACACUUAUCUGGGUUAUGAGAUUAACUUUCAGAUCGUUAGUUCUAGACGUAGUUUAGUGCAUUCUUUCUUGAUUUUUGAACUUCGAGUGAUCGAUCUGUAAUGGACUCCAAGGAUUCGUCUUCAUCGGCUCCAAUUGUUAGUAGGGAAAGUGUUUCAUUUCUUGAAGAUGAAGGAAUUAUGUCUGUCGCAGCUGUACUGGCAAAGGAUGCUAGCUUUUCAUUUCAUUCUGGGAAGUUUGCUGAAUGUAUUGAUGCGUUGAAUCAGCUUUUGCAGAGGAAAGAAGAUGAUCUGAAGGUUCUACACAAUCUUGCUAUUGCAACAUACUUUCAAGAAGGCUGUUCAGGUCCCAAGAAGUUAAUUGAAAUGCUUAGUGAAAUUAAGAAGAGAAGUGAUGAUCUUACAUGUGCAUAUGGUGAACAAGCAGAGACUGUUGGUGAUUCCGUAAACAAAACCAUUACAGGAUCCAAGGGAAAUAACAAUUCACUGCAUAUAACUUUGGCUAAUAGUUCGCAUAUUGGUCAUGGUGACAAACUUGAUACUUCUGUCGUGAUGCUAAAUAUAGCAGUCAUCUUGUUUCAUCUUCGUGAAUAUGCAAAGGCAUCCUCCAUUUUGGAUACUUUAUACCAGAAGAUUGAACCAAUUGAUGAGGUAACAGCUCUUCGUAUUUGUCUUCUUUUUAUGGACGUUGCUCUCAUUUUGGAAGACUCGUUGAGAUUUAUUGAAGUUACCAACUAUGUGGAGAAGGCUUUCUGCAUUGGUAAUACUGCAGCUCAAAGUGAUGGCACGAUCUUUAUUCAGCAACAAUCGUCCAACAACACAAUGACCAAGUCUCAUUCUGCUCCAAUCAACACAACCAUCUCCGAUUCCUCUAAUGCCGAUUCUCCCAUGUCUGGAAACACAACCGAAGGCUCAUUAUUGAGGACAUUAUCGGAAGAAAAUCUCGAAAAUCUAAUUUCGACUAUGGACAUGACUGGACAGAGCAUAAUAAGGGCAUCAAACUCGAACCUCCUGUCCUCCUCCAGUGAGAUUUUAAGGAUUCCAGUUGAUCAGUACAUAUCGACCAACGAUCUAAGGCUGAAACUGCAUCUGUACAAGGUCCGGUUCAUGCUCUUCACUAAAAACAUCAAGGCCGCUAAACGUGAGAUUAAGGUCGCGAUGGCUAUGAACGUAGCCAGCGGGAAAGAUUCUUCCAUGGCUCUUUUACUGAAGUCUCAACUCGAAUACGCUCGAGGAAAUUACCGUAAAGCCAUCAAACUUGUGAUGGCAUCGUCGGGUAACAGGACCGAGCAGGGGAUCUCGAGCUUAUGUUACAACAACCUUGGAUGCAUUUAUUAUAGGUUGGGUAAACAAAAUGCGUCGGCUAUAUUCUUUUCGAAAGCGUUGGAUAACUGCAAGCGAAAGGAUGAUGGUCCUUUGAAGCUCGCCACUUUCUCGCAGGACAAAUCUUUGCAAAUAACGUAUAAUUGUGGUGUGCAGUAUUUGUCGAGUGGGAAACCAUUGUUGGCUGAACAUUGCUUUCGUAAGGCUAGUUCGAUCUUUAAAGACCGACCUCUAUUGUGGCUUCGCAUAGCUGAAUGCUGUCUGAUGGAACUCGAGAUUCUGAAUCGCAUAUCUGACAUUAAACUUCUCGUUAUCGGAAAGGGGAAGUGGAGGCAACUUGCAGUUGAUGAUGAAAAAGAUAUGGAUAUUGAUGAUGAACAAGAUGAUAUGGACAAUAAUAAUAAACAGUCUGAUUUGUCUUUUUCCCUGGCGAAGAAGUGUCUUGUCAAUGCUUUGUAUUUAUUGAACCAGAAGAACUCUAAUGGUGAUUCAACGUUAGAUUGGGAAGGUAGUCGUGGAAGAGAGAAUCAGAUGAUGAAACAAGCUGUUCUUGCUGACCUGGCUUACGUAGAGCUUGAAUUGGGUAAUCCUUUGAAGUCGCUGUAUUACUCUGAGCUUCUUCUGAAACUUCCGGAAUGUUCUAAAAUAUAUAUCUUCCUCGGAAAUAUAUAUGCUGCGGAAGCUCUCUGCUUGCUGGAUCAGCCCAAGGAAGCUUCCGAACAUUUGUUCGUUUAUUUGGCAAAUACUACUGGUAAUGGUGAACAACUCCCUUAUAGUGAUGAAGAUUGUGAGCAAUGGAAAACCGUAACAAGAAGUGUGGAUUCGGAAGAAAUGAGUAAUGGAUCACAUGAUUUCGAGUUUCUAAAGCCUCGGGAAGGGUGUGGAAGCCUAUACUCUAGCUUAGCUGCUUUGAUGGCAGUUCAGGGAGAUCUUGAACAGGCUCGUCAAUUCGCAGAGCGGGCUUUGACAUUAUUACCCACGAACCGGGAAGCUAUUAUAACUGCCACUUAUAUUGAUCUUGUGAUAGGUAAUGUCGAAGAAGCUCUCGUGAGAUUGAAACAGAGCAGUAGUGUCAGGUUUGUUCCGAGUAGCGGUUUAGAGAUGAAGAGUUUGGUUUAGAGAUGAAAUUAGCGAUUUGGGUGGCAAUUGCAUUUACUGUCGCUUUUUUACCCAGGUUGGUGACUUUUACAUUUGUAACAUACUAUUACAUAGUUUUUUGUUAUGUUUUUUUGGGUUUUUCGGACUUAAGAAAAUAAGGAAAUUACGUCUUUCUGUUGUAUCCUUAGGUUUUUAGAUUUGGUUGAUGUAGCAGUUUUCUUUUAUUGUUCUUUGGUUGGAGGAUUUUUAGAUGUCAAUCUGAACAAAGAUUGUUCACUGGUUAACAUCAGUGAAAUUUAGAGGCUCUUUAUGCAGAAAGAAUUCAUUUUUGAACUUAA